Messenger RNA from Spinacia oleracea (spinach), 2312 nucleotides. RefSeq names its product ABC transporter G family member 1. NCBI's taxonomy places the organism in Eukaryota, Viridiplantae, Streptophyta, Magnoliopsida, Caryophyllales, Amaranthaceae. The coding region runs from base 125 to 2095 and encodes 656 amino acids. Gene Ontology annotation, cellular component: membrane. Gene Ontology annotation, molecular function: ATP binding; ABC-type transporter activity; ATP hydrolysis activity. The transcript is spliced from 8 exons. The record is from RefSeq and is a predicted model, not a curated record.
GGGCUCGUUAUUAUAUAUUGAAGCAACACCACAAAAUAUCGCAACCAACUAAUUAACAUCCAUCUUUUCAACUUACGCUUAAAACUAACACUUGAUCAUACACUAAUACACUAUACUAUCUUCCAUGGAGUCUUCCCAUCACAUAUCAGUUUUAGAGGUGGAGAGUCCCAUUCAAAUGGGGAAUACAUAUACUAGAUCAUGUUCCGAUUUUCCGAAAUUCGGAGACGACGAAGAUGGUGUGUGUUUGACAUGGCAAGACUUAUGUGUUACAGUUUCUGAUAGGGAAGCUACCAAAAAUAUACUUGAAGAUGUUAAUGGUUAUGCUUGCCCUGGUCAGGUUUUGGCCAUUAUGGGUCCUUCUGGUUGUGGCAAGUCCACUCUCCUUGACGCCUUAGCAGGAAGAUUGGAUUUAAACACAAAACAAAGCGGGCAAAUACUCAUCAAUGGUUGCGAACAAGCUCUUGCUUAUGGUACUUCGGCUUAUGUGACACAAGAUGAUAUACUAAUAACAACCUUAACAGUAAAAGAAAUCGUGCACUACUCGAGCGAGCUUCAAUUACCAUCAUCAAUGUCGAAAGCAGAGAAGAGAAAAAGAGCAGAUGAUUGCAUAAAAGAGAUGGGUUUGCAAGAUUCAGUUAACACAAGAGUUGGAGGAUGGGGUGUUAAAGGUUUAAGUGGCGGGCAAAAGAGAAGACUUAGUAUUUGUGUCGAGAUAUUAACUCAUCCGAAGCUUUUGUUCCUUGAUGAGCCAACAAGUGGACUUGAUAGUGCAGCUUCGUUUCAUGUUAUGAGUAGAAUUGCAGGAAACGAAAGGAUUGUAGGGAGGACGAUUAUUGCUUCCAUUCAUCAGCCAAGUAGCCAGGUUUUUCAGCUAUUUGACAAUCUCUGUCUUUUAUCUGCUGGUAUAACUGUUUACUUUGGCCCUGCUGCGGAAGCGAAUGAGUUUUUCUCAUCAAAUGGGUUUCCAUGUCCGUCUCUGCAAAACCCUUCAGAUCAUUUCCUUCAGAUGAUUAACAAAGACUUUGACGAGGACAUAGAGCAAGGCCUAACCGCUAAGAUAUCAAGAGAAGAAAUUGUCAACAAUUUGGUGAACUCAUACAAGUCAUCCGAGAGCUACCAACAAACUCAAGAUGUAAUUUAUGGCAUAUGCAAACUGAAAGGUGAAAAGUUAGUGACAGGAAGAAAGCGUGCUAGUUUCUUUACACAAUGCCAAGUUCUUACUAGAAGAUCAUUUGUGAACAUGUGUCGCGAUUGGGGUUACUAUUGGUUGCGCCUUGCUAUCUACAUCACAUUAGGGCUCGGACUAGGCACCCUUUUCUAUGAUAUGGGACAUAGUUAUGGCUCAAUUCAAGCUAGAGGGUCAUUGCUUAUGUUUGUGGCUUCAUACUUGACUUUUAUGACGAUUGGUGGAUUUCCUUCAUUUGUCGAAGAUAUGAAGGUAUUUAAGAGAGAACGGCUAAAUGGACAUUACAGUACAACUUCCUUUGUGGUGGGAAAUACUUUAUCUGCUGUGCCAUUCUUGCUUCUAGUGGCCUUCAUUCCUGGAACAAUCGCAUACUUCUUACCAGGACUUCAAAGGGAAUACGAAAAGUUUGCAUACUUUAUACUAGUUCUUUUCGCUUGUAUGUUGUUGGUUGAAAGCCUAAUGAUGAUAGUAGCAAGUAUAGUACCCAAUUUCCUUAUGGGGAUCAUCACCGGGGCCGGAGUCCAAGGGUUCAUGAUGUUAAGCGGAGGAUUUUUCCGAUUACCGAAAGAGUUGCCAGACAUUUUUUGGCGAUACCCUUUUUACCACAUCUCCUUCCACAAGUAUGCGUUUCAAGGGUUGUUUAAGAAUGAAUUUCAAGGGUUGGAAUUUCCUAGUAACGGAAGAACACAUUCACGUAUGAUCUCGGGUGUUACGAUCCUUAAAAAUACCUGGCAGGUGGAAACUAGCUAUUCUAAGUGGAUUAAUCUUGCUAUACUAUUUCUUAUGGUGGUUUUUUACCGUUUGUUGUUCUUGAUUAUUAUCAAGACUUCAGAAAAGAUCAAGCCUGUGAUAAGAGCCUUGAUGAGAAGAAGACAACGAAAGAAAGUGGUUCAAGUUGAUUGUUCAUAGGAUUUUAUCUCAAAGUCUUCUUAUUAUUCUAUGUAUUGUAGCAAUACAUAAAUAAGCAAUUAAAGCAUUCCAUGUAUUGAAGCAACACAUGAUUAAGCAAUUAGAGCAUAAAUAGUAUAGAAUAUUAGAAAUGAAUAAGAGUACAAAUGCAAUUCUUGGUGAUUAACAUCGCUAUAAUAAUAGUACAAAUCAUCUAUUAUGCAUUCACCUAGUUAUA